CUAGAACCGGCCCUGCACUGGCCCCUGCUUGGCCCCCACAGUAAAACUGGUCUAGAACCGCCACUGCACGAGCGUCAGUCCGUUUGUAAUUUCCUGGAGAGUCGCUGUGAUUUCUUCCGGGUUCCUCUUCAGUUUGUUGUGUUUGGGUGGAUCAGCUGAACAUGUCACAAAGUCUCUGACUCCAGCGGCUGCUUUUCUCAAACUUUUAUGACGGCUUGGCUCAAACUAAGAUGUCCUCUGGGCUUUUAUACGCGCGUUUAGCUCGAUAAAAGCCGCAGCAGGGACCUGGCCGUGAUUUCAUCCUCACCUGAGACACCUGUUGCUCCAGUUCAGACAGACAGACAGGUGCUUCUUUGGUCGCCUCAGACGGGGAGCAGCCGAGACAGAAACCACUGAAACUUGGAUUAUUUUAACCGUUUUUUUCUAAAAAAUAACUUUCCCAAAACUACUAUGAAAGUGACGGUAACUUUCGGGGACACUGCGGUGGUGGUUCCCUGUAAAGCUGGAUGGACCGUCCGGGAUUUAACCGACCAAGCCACGCGGAGAUACCGCAGGAUCCUGGACCAGUAUGAGGAGAGUGAAGUGAGGACCAACCACUUGGAGUACCUUGAAGGAGGCAUCCUGGACAUGGACGACCUGCUGAGUGACCUGGUGGAAGACAGAGACAAGCUGGUAGCUGUGUUUGACACCCAUCGUGCGGGGUCCGACAGUCCCCGAGAAACCAUGUCCAACGGCUACUCCAGCUCCGUCCCGAGCCCUGAACCCCUUGCCUACUACCCCCACCUGCAGUACCAGGAGAGAGGAGAGAUCGAAGUGAACGAGGCCAGCCUCAAAACCAACACACCUCUGUUGGUGAGGAGCAGCAGUGACUCGGCCUUGGCCCUGCCCCAUGAGAUAAGAGCCACGCCCUCACCUGAUUACCAAAACAACACGUCUCCUGAACCGGAAAUCAACAAUGUACUGAAAGGAGCUCUGGACCGACUGCACUCAGACGAGCCGGCCGCCAAGAUGAGCCAAGUUAACUUCAGCACCCUGACCAGGGCAGUGGAGUUUCCUGGAGACUGGGGACCGCUGGGGAUCCAUGUGAUCCCUUACUGCUCCUCUCUCAGUGGACGGACCCUGGGCCUGCACAUUAAAGGCAUCGAGGAAAACAGCCGCUCCAAGAGAGAGAAUAUCUUCCAGCAGGAUGAGUGUAUCGUCCAAAUCAACAAUACGCCACUCCAGGAUAAAACCUUCGCACAGUCACAGGAGGUGUUCCGCCAGGCCAUGACCACCCCCACCGUGCGUCUGGAGGUCCUCCCUCUGGCCAACAAGCCCCGCUAUGAGAAGAGCCUCAUCGGCCAGCUCUUCACCGGCGACGGCAAAGACAUCCCCGCACAAGUAAAGAGUCCGAUUUUGAUCCGCGCCAAAGCCGACUCCCAGCCAGAACCCAAAGCGAACACCAAACUAGAGGUGAGGCGUCCAGAUCCGCGAGCAAAGACCCCAGAGCCAGCUGCAGUGAACCCAUCACCAGCAGAGCUGCAGCCCGGGCACGGCUCCUUGGAGAGAGUCUCUCCCGCGCUUCCAGGCAGGGCAGCCAGCUCCUCCCCGACACCCAGGAACCGGAGCCAGAGCCCCCUGGACAGCAGGAGCCCAGUCCCCGGCCUGGGGAACCUCACCAACAGGAAGGGCGGCAAGAAGAUCAAAAUCGACCUGAAGAAAGGCGCAGAGGGUCUGGGCUUCACCGUGGUGACCCGGGACUCCUCGGUCCACGGGCCGGGGCCCAUCCUGGUGAAGAACAUCCUGCCGCGCGGCGCAGCAGUCAAAGACGGCCGCCUGCAGCCCGGAGACCGCAUCCUGGAGGUGAACGGAGUAGACAUGACAGGCCGUAGCCAGGAGGAGCUGGUGGCCAUGCUGCGCAGCACCAGGCAGGGAGAGAGUGUGUAUGUGGUGGUGGCACGGCAGGAGGACAUCUUCCUUCCUCGGGAGCUGAAGGGCGAAGAGGCCGGCAGUCUGGUGUUGGAGGACGGCCGGGAGCAGCUCAUGUACGAGAUCGCCCUCAAUGAGUCGGGUUCGGCCGGCCUGGGGGUCAGCCUGAAGGGCAACAAGUCCAGAGAGACCGGGGAGGACCUGGGGAUCUUCAUCAAGUCCAUCAUCCACGGAGGGGCCGCUUACAAGGACGGCCGGUUGACCGUGAACGACCAGAUGAUCGCGGUAAACGGGGAGUCGCUGCUCGGGCGCUCCAACCACGCCGCCAUGGAGACGCUGAGACGCUCCAUGUCGUCUGAGGGAAACGCCAGGGGAACCAUCCAGCUCGUCGUGCUCCGAGUUCCCAGACAGAUGAGCAGCGCUAACGCCGCACCAGCUGCAAACGGCUCCACCAGCCAUCUAUCCAGCAACCACACGUCCUCCAGCAAUCAGGAGCUACGGGGCCACAAUGCAUACCAGGGGCCCUCAGGACCCUCUAGAAACCCGGAGCCCGCCGUGAACGGGGCGAGUCACGCGCCAAUGAUGACCAACAACUACACAUACGGCAACUCUGGAAGUGCUCCGUACCCCGCUGCGACCGCCAAUGGCGGCCACGGUCACUACAGCAACAACGACGAGGAGCUGGAGGACAGCUUCCCCCCGCCACCCUCCCCCGGCGCCGUGGAGGAAAUGAAUAGAGACUUACCACCAACUCCCACACGCCACAGUGAGUUCCAGAAGCAGCCACACAUGGCGGCAGCCUUCUACACAGACAGCCAACUGGCCAACGACAAAGACAACAUACCUCGCAACAGAGCGUCCAAGAGCAUGGACCUGGUGGCAGAUGAGAGCAACAUGGGAUCACUGGUCGGGCAGAGGAAUGAGCCUUCAGCCGGCGGAGCGCUCGGUCCGACCCUGGGCCUCUGGAAGUCCAGCUCCCUGGAGAGUCUGCAGACAGCCGUGUCGGAGGCUAAGCAGAGUCGCAGCCAAGCCCAGGUGCCCUUCCACCGCCCGCGGCCUCACAUGGUCAGAGGGCGGGGCUGCAACCAGAGUUUCCGUAUCGCCAUCGACAAAUCCUACGAUGGACCUUCUGAAGAUGACGACGACCUGUCAGAGCACAGCUCCGGCCACGAGACGCCCGCCAGCAGCUCCUCUCGCCACGGCCUGGACGUAGACGACGGGAAGAAGAAGAAGAAAACCAAAGGGAAGAAGAACAAAAAGAACAAAACGAAGAAGAAAACGGAUGAUUCUGUGGAUGACCCGGAGAAGAAGACCAAAAAGAAAGGAUUUGGCCUCUUAAGGUUUGGUAAGAAGAAAGAUGACAAGAGUAAAGAUGCUGCCAAAGGCUCGAAAAGCAAACUGGAUGCUCUGAGUGAAGAGGAGCUGGACAGGAUCCCUGACCAAAGAGACAGCUAUGAGCCGCGCUACGCAGAGAUCCACUCUGGCCACGCCACCCCCGACCACGCCUCCUUCCCCGACGUGGAAGACGAUGACAGCGACCCCAACUACGCCCGAAUCAACAACUUCCGCCAGCCGCCCUCGCCCCUGUCGUUCAUCAGCCGCACGCCCUCCCCUGGCGCUCUGCAAGGAGGGCAGAACCAGCUCCGGGCCUCCUCUGAGGAUCUGGAUGGUCUGUACGCCAAGGUCAACAAAACGAGACCCCCGCCUGCUCAACAGAACCAGCAUCAAACACAAGCAGACAGCGAUCCGCGUCUCCAGGGGCUGCGCCGGGAGUACCAGCAGCCCCGAGCCGCUCCGGGCUACGACGAGCUCGACGCGGCACGACGCAGAGUCCUGGACCACGACCCGCAUCGGGUGGCACCCAGAGGAGCCGAGUCCCGCCCCGCGCACCGCUACGAGGAGAUCGACCGACAGUACCCCACACAGCCCAGGAGGGAUCCAUAUGAUUACCCCACGCACUCCAGACCCGUGCCAAGAGAACCAGCCCCCUACCAGGGCCCUUCUGGCCGUGCUCCCCCCCCCCAGACGGGCCAUCAGGCGCCAAGCAACCAGCGAUACCACCCCUCGUCUCCCCGCACAGGACAGCCGCACCGUGCUGCAGUAAGGCAGGACGUCCCGCCUUCACCCGCCGCCGGCCGCAGAGGGCGCCACUACUACGAAGCUGCCGGAGGCCGAGUAGACAACUACAGGCAGGCCAGCCCGGGCCGCUACACCAGCCCGGACCGCUACGGCUACGGAGACGAUAGAGAGCCCGACCCGAGGCGGAAGAACCCCCUGAUAGGUGCGGUCUGAGAAGGUACUCUGGAGUCACAGAAGUCACAAAGAAUAUAAAUAAAUUCAUGUUUCCAGCGUGUGAAACAUUAUAUCAGCUGUCGCCUCGGCUGCCAAAGUGGAUAAGUGAGAUUUUGCCAUAUUAAUUUAUCUGAUCAGGAACCCUGAAAGCAAUAAGUGACAAGCUGGGAGGCUAAAAUAAGGCUUAUUUUCAGAACCAUCUGGUCAUAACUCUCUCCACAGGCCAGGACAGAUUUAACAAGCGUUAAGGACUCGUGUGUGUGUGUGUGUGUGUGUGUGUACAUAAAUAUACAUGUUUGCAACCGCUUGUGUAUAUUUGCAAGUUUAUAUCAACAGGAUGUUAUUUUGACAGAUUUUUAUAAUGUAGAUUUGAAAUUAAAUUAAGGGCGAUUAAAGUGAUGGCAGAGUUAACUUAGCACAUGUUGUAUAGAAUCGAGUCUUUUCCAGCGUUUUGCACAAGCUGAUGACACUGAAGGAAAUAAAGAGAUCACCUUGACCAGGAGACACAGGAAGCUGGAGUCGACAAACAGGAAAAGGAAGUAACUCCCCUUCAAAGUAUCCUCUUGUCCUUGAUGUUUUGUCUCUUUGACUUCCUCUACAUCCUGCUGUCAAACUUUUUGUACUUUGAUUAUUUGGACGUGGUUUAUUAUUGUACAUUUGAACGUAUAAAUGAGUUUAUUUGUGAUAUUUUUGUGGUGUUUCUAAUAAAAAUGUAUAAAUCUUGAUCCACACACGAGCUCGGAUUAUAAACCUAAGCUGUCCUCACACACAGUGCAGCUAAUAAAGAGCUUAAUUAAACAUUUUAUCUUUUAAUAUAUCAAUGCUUAAUGUCGCCGCACUGAAAACUCACUCAAUGUGUCAAUGGUGGUUUGAUUUAAACAUGCUGUCAAAUGAUUUUUUAUACAAAUAUUUUGCAUUAAAUAUUCUCUCUCUC
This is a messenger RNA of Centropristis striata (black sea bass), 5134 nucleotides long. RefSeq names its product par-3 family cell polarity regulator beta a (gene pard3ba). Gene Ontology annotation, cellular component: cell cortex; apical junction complex; apical plasma membrane. Gene Ontology annotation, molecular function: protein binding; phosphatidylinositol binding. NCBI's taxonomy places the organism in Eukaryota, Metazoa, Chordata, Actinopteri, Perciformes, Serranidae. Gene Ontology annotation, biological process: establishment of centrosome localization; establishment of cell polarity; cell adhesion. The record is from RefSeq and is a predicted model, not a curated record. The transcript has 24 exons. The coding region runs from base 451 to 4200 and encodes 1249 amino acids.